Molecule: messenger RNA, 3358 nt
Organism: Zea mays
Lineage: Eukaryota; Viridiplantae; Streptophyta; Magnoliopsida; Poales; Poaceae
Product: putative leucine-rich repeat protein kinase family protein
Exons: 5
Coding region: 16-2952 (978 amino acids)
Biological process (GO): protein phosphorylation
Molecular function (GO): protein kinase activity; protein binding; ATP binding
Source: RefSeq, a predicted model, not a curated record
GCACCAGUUCAUCUCAUGACUCUGUCACAGCUGCAUCUGUGCGCACCACCACACCGCUGGCACGGCUCGACCCAGAACCAGAACCAGAACCACAACAACGCGGGCGCCGUCAGAUCUCAGAAACCCAAACACCCAGCGGGAUCCGGCCUCUGGCUGCUGAAAAACAAACCAAACGUGGCAACAAAUCGCGGACAGCGCAGAAGAAGGAAGCAAAACCAACCCUUCCAUUCAAAGCCCCGAGAAUUUCAAAAAACACUAACAGCUUCCGCGAUACAAGCAUCGGCUUCGUCCCUCUGCGGUUCUGCCUCCUCCAUUUCGUCUCCUCUCCUCUCCUCUCCUCCCCACUCCUCUCUCUCUCUUUCUCUCUUCCCCAGCUCCGGCCGCCCCGUCGCCGCAGCCGUCGCGUCUGCUGCUAGCGCUGUGCUCUCCGGCGCCACCGUGGCCGCGGGCGAGCUCGAGAGCGCUUCGGCCUCCUCGCCAACCCCAUCGACACCUGUAACGCGGAGUGGACAUGGGCCACGGCGGCGGCGGCGGCGGCGGCAGGAGGAGGCGCUCGAGGCGAUGAUGCGCGAUCGAGCGCGCGGGCUCUGGGCGCUGCUGCUCGUCGCCCUGGCGGCGGCGCCCUGGGCGGUGCUGGCGCAGGGGAACCUGACGUCGCGGUCGGAUCUCGCUGGGCUGUACGCGCUGCGGGGCUCGCUCGGCCUGAGGGCGCGGGACUGGCCGCGGCGUGCGGACCCGUGCACGGCGUGGGCGGGCGUGGGCUGCCGCGCCGGCCGCGUCGUCUCGCUCAACCUCGCCGGGCUGCGGCGCACGCGGCUGGGCCGCCUGUCCCCGCGCUUCGACGUCGACGGCCUGCGCAACCUCACGCGGCUCGAGGCCUUCAACGCCUCGGGGUUCGGGCUCCCCGGCUCCAUCCCGGCGUGGCUAGGCGACGGGCUCGCUCCCACUUUCCAGUCCCUCGACAUCUCCGCCUGCGCCGUCUCCGGGGAGAUCCCGGCCUCCGCGCUCGUGGGCCUCGGCAACCUCACCACCCUCAACUUCGCAGGCAACCAACUGUCCGGUCAACUCCCGGCCACCGCGCUCUCGAGGCUAACGCGGCUCAGGACCCUCAACCUCUCGUCCAAUGCGUUUUCGGGCGCCCUGCCUGACGCGGUCUGGUCGCUCCCGGGGCUCAGCGUUCUGGACGUCUCUCGUAACAACCUCACCGGCGCAUUGCCCACGGCAGGGUUCGCGCUGCCAGCCAAUGCACAGGUGGUGGAUCUGUCGUCGAACUUGUUCUAUAGCGGCGUGCCAGAGACCUUUCGCCGGCUGUUCGCCCAGUUGCUGCUGGCCAAUAUUUCUGGGAACUACUUCGACGGCAAGCUAGGAGUGUCCGAUGGUGGUGGUGGGCCUGGUGGCAAUGUUUCGUUUCAAUCGAAUUGCUUCCUUGACGUUCUGGGACAGCGUACCCAGGCUGAUUGUCAGCAGUUCUAUGCCAAGCGUGGCUUGCCAUAUGAUGGUCCAGUUAUCCCACCCGCACCACAGCCUGCACCUUCACCGGCAAGGAAGAAGAACAGGAAUCUGAAAUACAUACUGAUCGGGGCCAUUGGUGGAAGCCUCCUGCUGAUAGCCGGGGUUGCAGCCAUUGUGUUCUGCUUUGUGUGUUCUGUGAGAACAGGGAGGACGGAUGGUCAGAGGGAAAGUGGGGCAUCACCAAGUGCACCAGCACCAUCGGUAGUGUCAGCUACCGGCACAGCUGCAGCUACUGGUGGCACACACCCUUCUGCAUUGUCCACAAACAUGGCGAAAGUCGGCGAUUCAUUUGCUUACGACCAAAUUGCCAAUGCCACAUCGGGAUUUGGGGAAGAGAGGCUCAUCAAGCAUGGUCACUCAGGUGAUCUAUACCAUGGUGUGCUCCAAGACGGGACUGCCGUGGUGGUGAAGAGGAUCACUUUGCGCGUGGCUCGGAAGGAUGCCUAUAUGGCAGAGUUAGAUUUGUUUGCUAAAGGAUUGCAUGAAAGGCUGGUUCCUUUCCUGGGUCACUGCCUUGAUAAAGAAGAAGAAAAGGUUCUUGUGUAUAGGUUUGUCCGAAAUGGUGACUUGUCAAGUGCACUGCACAAAAAGUCAAGGGAGGAAGAUGAAGGCUUGCAAUCUUUGGACUGGAUAAAGAGGUUGAAGAUUGCAACGGGAGUAGCUGAGGCUCUUUGCUAUCUGCAUCAUGAGUGUUCUCCACCGAUGGUUCAUAGGGAUGUGCAAGCCAGCAGCAUCCUUCUUGAUGAUAAAUUUGAUGUACGCCUUGGUAGCUUGAGCGAGGUGUGUCCUCAAGAGGGGGAAGGUCACCAAAAUGUUAUCACAAAGCUGUUAAGAUUUUCUUCGACAGCAGAUCAAGGUUCUUCUGGUUCCCCAUCUGCAACUUGCCCAUAUGAUGUCUAUUGUUUUGGAAAAGUUUUACUGGAGCUGGUGACAGGGAGACUUGGAAUCAGUGCAUCAAAUGAUGCUUCCACAAGCGAGUGGCUUGAUGCCACCCUGCGGUACGUCAACAUUUACGAGAAGGAGCUUAUGAGCAAGAUCAUUGAUCCAACGCUUAUCAUUGACGAGGACCAUCUGGAGGAAGUCUGGGCAAUGGCGAUUGUUGCCAAGUCCUGCUUGAAUCCUCGGUCCUCUAAACGCCCGCCAAUGAAGUACAUCCUAAAAGCACUAGAGAACCCUUUGAAGGUGGUGAGAGAAGACAAUGGCAAUGGCUCGGGCAGGUUAAGAGCAACAUCGUCACGGGGUUCAUGGAACGCUGCACUCUUUGGGAGUUGGCGGCAUAGCUCGUCUGAUAUAGGGCCUUCUAGGGAGGACAACAUUCUGAAGCGCUCAGAGACAAUCAAAUCGUCUGGCGGGAGCAACGGGGACCAUUCAUCCUCCCGCAGGAGGCAAUCCAAGGAGAUCUUCCCCGAGCCGUCCGGCUCUCGUGACACCGAGGAUUAAGCAUGAAGGAGAAUCUUUUUACGAAUCAUUUUUCGGUAAGGCGGGAGUCCUUAUGAAGGAGGGCUCUGUUAGAAGCUCCGCUUGCUGCUUCUAUAGAAUUCUUUCGUCCAAAAAAGUCACAAUGGCUUCACACCAGCACACCGGCGCCAUGGUAAUCAUUUUUGGGUUAAGUAGCAAUGGUGGCAUGUACGUUGGUGUACCAAUGGCAUGCAGUUGGCGCCAGUGUAAAAAUCUUCACAGUUGGAAGUCUGGUGUCUCUUCUGUCCAUUUUCUCGUUUCUGCUCCUCUCGGUUAAAGAAAGAAUGGCGAGCUGAUUCUUUUUCUUCUCCCUUCUGUAAUUGAUUGUUUCAUUGUUCAUCAUAGAGGAAAUGUUCUUUUUAUUCAUGCUUGCCAUAUUUUUUUUCAA